This is a messenger RNA of Gaeumannomyces tritici R3-111a-1, 705 nucleotides long. RefSeq lists its product as hypothetical. Gene Ontology annotation, molecular function: nucleobase transmembrane transporter activity. Gene Ontology annotation, biological process: nucleobase transport; transmembrane transport. The record is from RefSeq and is a predicted model, not a curated record. The transcript is spliced from 4 exons. The coding region runs from base 1 to 705 and encodes 234 amino acids. NCBI's taxonomy places the organism in Eukaryota, Fungi, Ascomycota, Sordariomycetes, Magnaporthales, Magnaporthaceae. Gene Ontology annotation, cellular component: plasma membrane.
AUGUCUGGCGCCUACACGUCGCAGGAUUACACCUACGGACUGCGACGGGAAAACGAUGUCUCGAUAGCCUCACAUAUGGCACCGGGCUCCAUUCCCCCUUUCAACCAGGACUGCCACGCGGAAUGCCAUGCGUUCCAACCGACUACUGGGACGCGAGGAAGCUGGAGCACUCGAAAUCAUCGCCACGUGGCAGAACACGCCGGGCGGGCGGGCGGCGGCCUUCUUCUGCGCGUCCUCUGGAUGCUCGCGCAGGUCAGCGUCAACAUCAGCGCCAACGCCGUAUCGUUUGCCAACGACGUCACAACGCUGCUGCCGCGGUGGCUCAACAUUCGACGCGGGACGCUGCUGGUGUCCAUCGUCGGUGGGUGGGCGCUUUGCCGCUGGAUCAUUGUCGCGUCCGGCCGUUCGUUUCUGCUGUUCAUGCAAGUCAACCCAUUCUCGGAAAGAAACAAGGAUAGGGGGUGGCAAGUCCCGAAAAUGGGUAAACAGGCCAACACUAACCUCGUCAAACACCGGCGGUACGACGUGCCGGCGCUUUACGACCCCCGUGGCAUCUACCGUUACGGGCGUUACGGAACCAACCGGCACGUGGCGCUCGCGACGUUUCCCGUCGUCAUCCCGCUGAUGCCGGGGCUCGCGAACAAAGUCCGCCCGGACGCCGUGCCCAUCGCGCAGGGGCUGCCCAACCUCUUUUCGUUCAACUGA